AUGGCGACGUCGUUUCUUUCCAAAAGCAGUCUGGAGUACAAGUGUCAGUUUCCGAUCUUCAUUGCGAAAAGCGACAUUCUCUCGUUGGAUGCGACGGUCUCCGUGACCAUGAAGAUCGGAGAGUACUGUCAGAAGACGUGCUGCUCGGUCAUGCAGACCACUCAACCGACCACUCCGUCCACUUCUCCAUCAACUACAACUCCAACCACCACCCCGGAGCCCACAACCACCACUACUGUCUACGUAUCCACUUUCCUCAUUUCAUAUUCGUUCCUUCUAAUUUCAGCAGUCUCCAUUGGACAAAUUCAAUGCAGUGAUGAAUGCGGACGGCGCGUUCAAGUCGCUUAUGGACGAAAUCAGUACGCAAAACUUUCAUGCCCUUCCCUUUUAGCCGUCUCCUUUCCAGACUUUUCCUCGUCGGCGUCAGAAGGAUUGGAAAGGUAUCAGGUUUAUUCGGAGACCAAAAAGCAGGUUGAUGAGCAUAAUAUCGCGUACAAUCUCGGGCUUUCUACUUUCGAAAUGACUGUCAACUCUUUUUCCGUCGCGGUAACUGCUUGAACGAACGAAAUGAAAUAGGAGUGAGAUUGUUUUCCAGUUGGAAGGGGAAGUGGCUCCGUUGACUCUUUCUCUUGACGCCCUCCAGCCAACAGCUACAGCAUCCCCGAGUACUGUAGUUGCGCGGAAGAAGAGAGACACUGCGGUUACUGUCGACUGGAGACCGUACAUGAAACCGAUUCUGAACCAGCUGACGUGUGGCGGCUGCUGGGCCUUCUCGAUGGUCGCAAUGGUCGAGGGAUUCUUUGCCAUCCAGGGCUACAACACCUCCAGUCUCUCCGUGCAACAACUGCUCACGUGUGACACUUCUACGGAUCCUACUUAUGGAAUAGCGAACAUCGGAUGCAAAGGAGGGUACUUUCAGGUGGCGGGCACGUAUCUGGAAGCCUCUGCGGAGAGGAAUUCGGAGGAUAUUCCGUUUGAUUUGGAGGUGAGCAUCUUAGUCAUAUCUUCCAUAAUAUUUCCGUAGGACACCGACUGUGACACUUCCUCCUUCGCUCCAGUGGUUCCAACAAUUCUCCAGUUUGACGACGGUUUUGUUUCCGGGAAUCUGACCGCUUCUCAGCUGAUUACAAUGGAAGAAGACAUUGAGGAAAAGGUCCGGAAAGGACCAGUUUCAGUGGGAAUGGCAGUCAGUCAGGAUAUCUACAGUUAUUCCAGCGGUAGGCGACAGAAGAUGCCAAUUGUUUCGAGAAAAAAAGAGCACUUCUUCAGGAGUUUAUGACGGAGACUGUGGAAGCACCAUCAACCACGCGGUCGUUAUCGUCGGAUUCACAGAUGACUAUUGGAUUAUCAGAAACAGGUUUGAAACAACACCACUUUUGCCUUUUGACCCGGUUGUUUAUCUUCUUUGCAGCUGGGGAGACACGUGGGGAGAGGACGGAUACUUCCGAGUGAAACGGGCGGCCGGCAGGGAUCCAUGCAAACUGUACAGCUACUGGUCACAGGCCACUGCCAUCGGAUCCGAAGAGUCCUACGUUCCCCCGAAGGCCAGUGGCGGAGAGUUCGUGGUGCCGAGCACUCACACGAUCACUCAGACGACGGAUCGAAUUAGUACGGAUGAAUGUGGAGAGACUCCUUGUGAAGAACAAUGUGAUUGUGACGAUGAUGAAGAUGAUUAUUAUUAUGAAGAGGAGGACGGAGAGGUACUUGAACUUUGAGGUCUACUGCACAACACUCGUUUCAGACAAGCACAACGUCUCCAACAUCUUCCACAACAGCUUCAACUACUUCUUAUUCCACUACAUCUCAAACCACAUCCUCCAGUACAACUUCUUCAACUCCUACUACAUCUGCAUUUCUGGAGACCGCUAG
Caenorhabditis sp. 36 PRJEB53466 is the source of this 1869-nucleotide messenger RNA. NCBI's taxonomy places the organism in Eukaryota, Metazoa, Nematoda, Chromadorea, Rhabditida, Rhabditidae. The record is from the annotation of a GenBank genome assembly.